GUGUUCUUCAUGUGUUUCAUACUGAAAUCCUAAUCGAUCCCUUGCUGAAACUUAUUGAAAUGAAAGCUAAUGAUAAGCACUCCAUAUGUAAUUUAAAAUCUCAAGUCUUUGUACUCUUGUUAUAACUAGCAAUAGAUGAUGGUCACGACCUAGACCGGGAUAUGCUGUCGGGAAUUUACGAAAGAAUCAAAGCAAGUGAAUUCAAAACUGGUUCUGACCACGUGACCCAAGUAAUGAAGGUGCAGCAGACGAUUGUUGGCAAGAAACCAAACUUGGCCCAGCCUCACAGAAGACUGGUCUGUUAUUGCCGACUGUAUGAAGUAUAUGAUGUAAACAAGAAAGAAAGAGCAGGAAUUCAUCAGAGAGAAGUGUUCCUCUUCAAUGAUAUGCUUAUGGUCUCUAAAAUCUUCAGUAAAAAGAAAACCAGCAUUACCUACACAUUCAGGCAGUCUUUUCCUUUAUGUGGGAUCAAUGUUACCCUCUUUGAAGCUCCAUAUUAUCCACAGGGAAUUCGGCUUACACAGCGGGUUGAUAACAAAGUUCUGAUAACAUUCAAUGCUAGAAAUGAACAUGACCGUACAAAGUUUGUAGACGAUCUGAAGGAAUCUAUUCUAGAGAUGGAUGAAAUGGAAAACCUUCGAAUAGAGACAGAACUAGAAAAACAGAAAUCUCUGAGAAACAGAGUUCCAGAGAACAGAGACUCAGGUGUAGCAGAUAUAGAGAUUUUCCCGACACCUAGCCGAGACAAAAACAGACUCUCUCCUGAUGGACAGGGUUCAAACUUGAAACAUUCUGCCUUGUCAAACUCUCUGCUUGACCUACAUGAUCAACAAAUGAACAAGCCUGUUCGAAGAGGUAGUGCAGGCUCUUUAGAUAGUGGAAUGUCGGUGUCUUUCCAGUCGUCAGCAGCGAGCACCGGUAGUCAGGACUCUUCAUCUCAAGUGGUGUCUUGUAGUGGGACCAAUGAAGUGAGGAACAUAUCAGAAAGCGUUGUUUCUCCAGGAACACUUGGAGGAAAGUCAGCCAAUCAGCAGAGCUUUCUUGGUGGAUUGUUUGGGAAGAAAAGCAAGACAUCAUUGAAAGGAAGUGUAGUGAAAACCAGUGAGAGCACUGAUGUUUGAAAGAUGUUUGUAUUAAUUAUUAAUCAGUUAAGUUAUAUCAGUGAGUUCGACCAUUAGUAAAAUGUUGUCACGUAAUCUACUGUCCAUUAGUAACAGAUAAAAAUAUGAUACUACUGAGUACAAGAAAGACGUCUGUGAACAGAAUGUGGAAAGAGCCAGAAAUACAGUGAUUCAUGUGAAUUACAUGCUUGCCCCAAAGUGGAAUUUAGCCUAAUAGACUUUUGAGUGAAACAAUUAAAAUAAGUUUAGAAAAUCUUUAAUUUUUGCUAAAACUUGUGAUGGCAGGCUCAUGCAUUUACUUUGUAUCUGUUUGAUAAAUAAUCCUAGCUUAGGGGUUUUCUUGUAGAAAUUAUAAUUCUAUGCCAAAGAUAUUAGAAAUAUGUGUUGCUGUAUAGAACUACAAGGGUAACAUAAAAGUGUGUACUAUAACCAGAGGUAGAUAACGAUCAACAUGUAAAUUAGUACAUUACAAAUGUUUGUAAAUCCUGAAUUGGGACUGUGUAAAUAACAUUAAGAAAUGAAUAAUUCUAGCAGUGACAGAAACCUAGUGUAUAGUUCCAAUGAUGUAAAUAUGUUGUGAGUUUCAGGUGUUAAAUGUGUUAAUUAAUAUAUUAUAAUCUGUUCACUUGAUUAUUAGAAUAAUUACUAAAAUAUAGUACUUAAGUGUGUCAUCAAAUUCAACAGUAUAUAGUUAUGUAUGUAAAAUAAGAUAAAUAUAUAUUCUAACCCUAAUCCACUGCUGUGUCCUCGAAGAGAGAAUAAUUCUGUGAUUUCAACGCAAUAUGUGUUAUAAAAUAUGUCGUAUACAAUGAAAUUUUUUAGUGUUAGGGUAUUAUACCACCUUUUCUGAUUGUGAAAUAAACUUUGUUACACGACAGACCUAGACUAUCGUACAUUCGGUUCUGCCUAUUGUUUUAUCAGUGUAUAUGGGCUGCUAUAGCAACAGUAUUAAACUCGAGGGUGGAUGCCGUCCAUCCAGUAUUUUUGAGGAAAUAUCAAUUUUUGUACUCGAAUCUGCAUUUUUAUUUGUAAUGAAUAGCAGUUUUGAAACGUUUGAAUUUUAUUGUUUUAUGCCUUUAUUUGGUAACCCUAUACAGUCUAGUUACUAGGAGUCUAACCCUACAAAUAGGCCUAACAGUCAUGCAGCCAUAGCAAUAGCGUGGAAACUAGAUUUGGCUGUAGUGUGAACUUAUUUUUAGCUUCAGUGAACUAAAAAAAAAAGAAAAAAUUGUGUUUGAAACAUCGAUAUCUUUAAGUGAAAUGAUGUUUUAAAUUAAUUACUUUCUCGUGUGUGAGACACCAAGUAGGUAUUUUCUAAAGAUUACAAUCUUACUAUCCAUUGUAGAUUAUCUAAAGCAUGAUAUCAUGAGUUUUAUUUUUUGUAAUCGUAAAGACUUGAAGCGUGGUUCUCUAAGUGAUAGACAAUACUGAGAAAAAGUUUUUAGUUACAGCACCAAAAUUCAAAAAAGUAUGUUGAUGCCAAGAAAAUAAUAACAAAACUUUCUGUGAGAAUGAAUAAAGCAGUACUUGUACCCCCCUCUCUCCCCCCGUUUUACUCCAAAAGAAUUCUUCUUAAGAUGAUAGAGAAGAAAUAUUUUUCUUUUCCGGGGUUGGAUUAAGACCGCAGGUAACAUCAUUUCUGUGAACUCCCCCCCUCCCUUUUCCAUAAGCUCCCUUUUUUAAUUUUAUAUUGAACUUUUCCCCACCAAAUAAUGUUAAACCCUAAACUAAGUACAAGCUGUUCUACCAGAGCUUCCUGUAUAAAGAAAAGAGAAGUGAUUCGUCCAACUCGUAAUGUCAAUGUGUGAUUUGUAAGCUGACUAUUAUAUUUAUGUAUGUAUAAUAAACAUGCUAUUCCAGCA
Molecule: messenger RNA, 2983 nt
Organism: Limulus polyphemus (Atlantic horseshoe crab)
Lineage: Eukaryota; Metazoa; Arthropoda; Merostomata; Xiphosura; Limulidae
Product: IQ motif and SEC7 domain-containing protein 1-like
Exons: 7
Coding region: 162-1121 (319 amino acids)
Biological process (GO): actin cytoskeleton organization
Source: RefSeq, a predicted model, not a curated record